Molecule: messenger RNA, 1273 nt
Organism: Saimiri boliviensis boliviensis (Bolivian squirrel monkey)
Lineage: Eukaryota; Metazoa; Chordata; Mammalia; Primates; Cebidae
Product: lymphotactin
Biological process (GO): positive regulation of cell migration; positive regulation of GTPase activity; chemokine-mediated signaling pathway
Cellular component (GO): extracellular region
Molecular function (GO): chemokine activity; CCR chemokine receptor binding
Source: RefSeq, a predicted model, not a curated record
UUAAAUUUGUAUUAAAACAAUAUUUAAAAUGACCACAAUUAUGAGAACAAAUGUAUGCCAAUACAGAGUCACUGGAAAAAUACUAAAAAUGAAAACACCAUAUGGUAAGAUUAUAAUUUUCUUUUUUACUUGAAAUAAGUUGGUAUAGCACAACUUUUCAAAAGCUUUUAUAAAUGUGUGUGCUAAGUUGUAAUAAAGCAAACAUAUGCAUAUAGGCAUGCUCAAGCCAUUAUUUAAUUGUUUCUUGGGUACCUGGGGAGAUUGGUUUGAAGAAAGGGGAAUAACUUGAAUAAGGGUGGUGGAGAAAAAUGAGAAAAAGCAAGCAAAGGAUUGAGAAACUCAGUGUGGCAGCAGCCUCUCUUCACCUCCUGAGAGAGUCAAAGGGUGGCACCAGGGGCUCAUGAUCCAUGGUUGUGGAAGACCCAUGUCACACUGGAUGUCACAUGAGGUGGGAUGGAACACAGAGACCACCCCACCUCAUUUCCUUUACAGUUUCCGUGCUGGGCCAUGACAGUGAACAGCCUUCAGGCAUGUCUACAGUGGAAGAUCUAUAUUCAGACUGGUGGCAGGAGACAACACAACCACGUUUUCUUUUAUGCAUGCAUUUGGUUUCAUUGACACAUUAACCACACGCAAAGGGGCAAAGGCCACAAGGAAGUGUGCUGACCACUGGAUGAAUAUAAGACGUCCUCAAAGAGCCUGAUCCUCACUCUCUCCCUGAACAGCUCAGCAGGACCUCAGCCAUGAGACUUCUCAUCCUGGCCCUCCUUGGCAUCUGCUGUCUUACUGCGUACAUUGUGGAAGGUAUAGGGAGUGAAGUCUCAGAUAAGAGUGUCUGUGUGAGCCUCACUACCCAGAGACUGCCAAUUCACAGAAUCAAGACCUACACCAUCAAGGAAGGCUCCUUCAAAGCAGUAAUUUUUAUUACCAAACGUGGCCUAAAAGUCUGUGCUGAUUCACAAGCCAGGUGGGUGAGCGACAUGGUCAAGAGCCUGGACAGGAGGUCCAAGACCACAAAUAACAUGACCCGGACCAAGCCAACAGGAACCCAGCAAUCAACCAAUACAGCUGUGACCAUGACUGCGUAGCCUCUGGCACCAUGACCCUCUCUCCAGCCAGCCAGCUCAUUUCACUUUAUGCAUUCAUGGACUGAGUUUAUACUCACUUUUUAUGAAAGUACUGCAUGAAUAAAAUUAUUCUUUCGUAUUUUUCUUUUAAAUGCCUUCUGCAUUCACUUAUAUGUUCUAAUUAAUAAAUAUUUAUUAUUAAGAAU